UCUAGAUUGAUUUUGAGCGGGAAAUAAAUAAAUUUAGGUUACCUUUACCUGUUUGAAAUGUUAUUUUUAUUUUUAAAUUAUUAACUACAGGCAUUUACUUUUCUAUAUAAGUACUUGAUAAACUGUUAAGCGUUUUAUUUAAAAAAAUGUUUGCAGAAAAAGCAUGCAGUCUCAUAAAAGAACUAUCCCGUUGUGAAGAAGGUCUUCCUCCAUAUAAUAUCGAAUUAGUAAAAGAAGUCUGUACUGAAAUUAAACAAUUACACGAACAAAAUAAAGAAGAUGGUGCAAUUGUAGCCAACGAAUCUGAAAUUGCUGGUAAUGUGAAUCCUCUCUAUCCAACAUUAAGAAUUGGCAGUGCUGCUGUUAAAAGAAAUAUUAGAUGCCUUCUAGCAUAUCACUAUAACAGAUUAAGAACGUUAAGAACAAUGAGAUGGCAGUUUGGAAGCAUUUUACCACCAGAUAUUAAAACUAAUUUAAGCUCAGAUGAAAUAGAUUGGUUCUCAAAAUAUUCCAGCUGCUUGGGGAAAUAUAUGAGAUCUAUAGGUGAAGAUGGACUAAAUUUAUGUUUAGACUUACGGCCUCCUAAGUCCCUCUACAUUGAAGUUAAAUGUUUAAUAGACUAUGGUAAAUUUGAACUAUCAGACGGCACUGUUUUGCUUUUGAAAAAAGACAGCAGGCACUAUUUGCCGAGGAGUGAAUGUGAAGAACUUAUUACACAAGGUGUUUUUCAUCAUAUUGUUUAAAUGUAUUGUUUUAAUAGAUCUAUAU
Messenger RNA from Sitophilus oryzae (rice weevil), 768 nucleotides. RefSeq names its product DNA replication complex GINS protein PSF1-like. Gene Ontology annotation, cellular component: GINS complex. The transcript has 4 exons. Gene Ontology annotation, biological process: DNA replication; DNA strand elongation involved in mitotic DNA replication. NCBI's taxonomy places the organism in Eukaryota, Metazoa, Arthropoda, Insecta, Coleoptera, Curculionidae. Bases 147 to 743 code for a protein of 198 amino acids. The record is from RefSeq and is a predicted model, not a curated record.